Molecule: messenger RNA, 3247 nt
Organism: Calliphora vicina (urban bluebottle blowfly)
Lineage: Eukaryota; Metazoa; Arthropoda; Insecta; Diptera; Calliphoridae
Product: organic cation transporter-like protein
Exons: 7
Coding region: 73-2610 (845 amino acids)
Biological process (GO): transmembrane transport
Cellular component (GO): membrane
Molecular function (GO): transmembrane transporter activity
Source: RefSeq, a predicted model, not a curated record
AAAUAGUUAUUUGUUUAAGCUUAUAAGUAGGUAAUAAUUAAACAUUGUGCUACAGCUCAUUAGUAUUUUAUUAUGCUGAUGGACAAUGGCAGUGGCACCGGCAGCAUUGUUGGCUCUAACCACAAUACUGCCGGUUCUGUGGGCAAUUGUAGCGGCGAGACUUUGAGUCGUUCGACAUCGGCCAAAGAUCUCAACAAUGACGAGGAUGAUGACGAUGCAGAGGAAGCGGAGGAGGAGGAAGAAGAAGAUGAUGAAAAUAGUACAACGGCUGAAUCACCACUACUUCCCAUCAAAGAGCACAGUUUAACCGAAACAAAUAAUAACGAUAAUACAACAACAACAGCAACACCAACACCACCUACAAUAACCACCACAACAACUCCAGAUAGUGAUAAGAAUACCUCAAUUAACAUAUCACAAAAUAGAUUAUCACCAGAACUGCCUACAACACCGAACGAUUUAAGUCCCUCGUACAACGGCAGUCGUAAACGUUUCUCCAUACCCUCCCUGCUACCCAUCUCACGCAAACUUUCCAUCGAAAGUAUAACACAUCCGCUACAAACACUUUUGGGCAUCAGUGAAGAGCAAUGUCAGCGUCGCAACUCACAGCCCAAUCUUAAGCGUUACCGUAGUCGAGACGACACAUCGCGUGGUCGCAGUCGAUGUUAUUCUAAUCAGUUUUAUACGAAAACCUCCACCACUUCUCCCUCACGCAAACAUUCACACAACUACAACCUCUAUCCCAAGGAUUCGUUUUACAAUCUCGAAGGUAAAGCGCCCAAGCCAUCGUCUAAAAUGCAAGCUAAAGUCGAUGCUGUUGGCCGGGUAACCGGUGAAUGGGGUAAAUGGCAAUUGAGAACGGUGCUAUUGAUAUUUCUGUGCAAGAUACCCUCUUCCUGGUUUAUGGCCUGUAUUAUAUUUACCGCUCCCGCUCCGCGUCAUGGUGAAUUCUUUUGUAAGCCUCCUCCCACAAUAGGUGCCAAGAAUCAAACGGCCUGGAUUAAAGUCUCACAUCCGCAAAAAGAAGAAGUCGAGGAUCAGGAGUUUUCUAUAGAUUUUUGUAAUGUUUACAAAGAUGCCCAGGAACAUGCUCAUCACUACUACAACUAUGCCAAACAAGAGGAUGAACCGAGAGUUUGGGAAGAGCCGGAAAAUUCCAAAGAUGUUAUACCCUGUAAACAGUUUGAGCAUCAGGCGGAAUUUCAUUCGGUGAUAACGCAAUAUGAUCUGGUGUGUUCGCGAGAUAUUCUGGUAUCGGUAACGCAGUUCUUCCAUCUGUUUGGUGUGCUGACGGGUGGUAUACUGGCGAAUCAUUUGCUGAAAUACUUUAGCCCUCGAAAUGUGAUGUUGUUUGGCAUGGUGACACAAAUCUUUUGCGGUACUUUAACGGGUCAUGUGGCUUCGUAUGAAUUGCAUGUCUUCUUCCGCUGUCUGUCGGCUGUGUGUUGUGCUCAAAUGUAUACGGCCGGAGGCAUGAUUAUGGCUGAUAUUACUGGAGGUACCUACAAGACCUGUGUGUCGACAUUGUUUGAACAGUUUUGGUCUAUAGGCGUGAUAAUGUUACCUGGAGUGGCCAGUUUCUUUUCCAGCUGGUCACAUUUGUAUAUGGCAAUUUCAUUCCCCACUGUGAUACUCAUUUAUUUGUGGCAAUGGAUUCCCGAUUCACCCCGUUGGAUGGUGGCUAGAGGAAGAGUUUUGGAAGCCAAAAGAAUAUUAAUAGAGUGUGCUGAAAUGAACGGUACACGUUACAGUCUUCCUCAUGACAUCGAUCAGCAAUUACAAUUGCAGGCUCAAACCGCCAUGGAUGCCCCACCACCGGCCAGCUGGUGGACCAUCUGGAAGGGCGAAAAAGCCAUUAGACACAUGAUCUGUGUCCAUUUGUGUUGGUCCAUCUAUAUUGUUGUCUACUAUGGCAUGUUAUUGAACAUCCGUUCAUUUAGUCGUGACCAUUUACAAAUUAAUACUGUGAUAGCCGGUAUUUCAGAAAUUAUCGGUACAUUUAUUGGUCUAUUUCUCAUACUGAAGACAACACGCAAAUGGAUUUGGACCGGUUUGUUUAACAUUAUAGCCGGUUGUAUAGCGUACAUGGGUUGGCUGGUGCCACAUGAUAUUGAUUUUGAUGGUCGUGUUGCUUUAUUAAUGUUAACGGCCAUGAUUUCCAAAAUCGCCAUAUCCUGUACUUUAUCCAUACUCACCACCUGCACCGUGGAACUGGUAAGCAAUGAGAAAAAGAAAAUCUGCGCCUUUUCCACCAUUUGCUGGGCCCGUUUUUGGCUAUUGGGGGCUCCGUUUAUUGGGGCCACCGUAGUCUUUGGCCAAUUGAUACCACAAACAGCUUUUGCCUCGCUCGCCAUAACGGGUGGCCUAUUGAGCGCCCUCAUCUCUAGUCCUCGCACCAUACCCAAGAAACGCAGCUCUCAUGUUACCAGCAACAUGGCUGCCGCCACACAAAUGCCCGCCGAUGGGGGCAUUGAUAAUAAGGCUUACACCAAGGGACCUAUAUUUAAUAGUAUUAGCACUAAAAUGACCACACAACAAUCUAAUCUACCUCCACAAUUAAUGCCUGGUAUUUGGACGACCAAAAAUCAUGAAGACACUCCCCCCAUAUGAUUUCAAAUCAUAUUAUGUCAACACAACUUUCCUUAACUCCUCUCCAACAUCCACAAAUUAAACUCCAUAUAUCAAGCAAUCAAAAUACAAAACAAAAAACAAAUCUAUUUAAAAUGCACCAGAUUCCACCCUAAGAAUCUCAAAAAACUAACGGGUAUUUGUAUAAUCUAGAAUAAUUUAAAAUUCUAUUUUCAAAAUAUUAGAAAGAAAACUUUAAAUACUUAGUAGAGAGCUUCAAGCAUCAAAAAAGAAUAAUAUAAAAUUUAAUAUUUCUUACGUUCAAUUAAAUAAGUAGCUGUAAAAGUCAGUUUCGUUAAGCUUUAUAGGGCCUCUACUUAACUGAAUACAAUUCGAAUAUACAAUAAUAUAUUUCGAAUAUAUUUUUAAUUUUCUUUUUUUCCUAGCUAAGUUUAUUGAAAAUUUUACCUUUAAAACUUAGAUAAACCCAGUUAUUAUUAUUAUUCCUUAGACAAAUUAGUAUUUUAUUAUAAAAAACAAAGAAAAACAAUUGAUUGAAUAAUUAAUUAAUUUUAAUAAUUCAAAACUAUUAAAUAAUUAGCAAUUUCAUUAUGCUCAAUUAAAGAAAUAAUAUGCCUCUAAAUUUAAUUAAAACAAAAUAUAUUAGAAAAGAAAUCAA